This is a messenger RNA of Aphanomyces astaci, 2564 nucleotides long. RefSeq lists its product as hypothetical. Lineage: Eukaryota; Oomycota; Saprolegniomycetes; Saprolegniales; Verrucalvaceae. The record is from RefSeq and is a predicted model, not a curated record. The transcript is spliced from 7 exons. The coding region runs from base 42 to 1661 and encodes 539 amino acids.
CUUUUUUCAACCACAUCGGAACAAGUUCAGUCGAGAGCCCCAUGCCGCUCACGCGCAGCGAGCAGAGCCGCUUCCUCAAGCCCCACAAGUGCUGCCAAGAGGAGCUGUUUGCAUCCGACUACAUCCGAACCAACAAGUCGGGGGGACUCAAGAGCUUGCGAUGCUUUCCGCAUUGCUGUAAAGGACACAAGAAGAAGACGUUUUGCGGGACCGGCCUGGGUGUCGAGACGGACCUCCCGGACUGUUCCGCCGUGCUGAGCUACUUUAGCUGUCAUGGCGACCCCGGGAGCACUCCUGACAAAGACGAGUGUCCUGUCCAGUUCCAAGUCGGGCACACGUACAACCUGCUGGACUUUGAGACCCACGUCAAGUCCAAGGACAACCUGUUUGGGUCGGUCUUUCCUGGGCAGCGCGUGGGCUCGUCGCGGCAGUUUGUCAUCAACGGGGACCGGCAAUGCUGGCAUUACGGGUGGUGUUCGUCCCGCGUGGGGCAAAAGUACACGCACUGCCUCAACGUGUACUUCUUCAAGGUCGAGGCCGACACCAAGCUCGAGUGCAUCGACGCCAUUGAAUCCGAUCCGUUCCACAUCACGUCCAGCCGCGUCAUGCGCAAGAAGACGCGCCUCGCCAAGCGAACGAUCGCGGACGUGCAUGGAGGGUACUUGAGCGACAAAGCCGCCGAGUCGUCGUCGGGACAUUCCGACGCUCAAAUCCAAUCCAAACGCGUCAAGUCGACGAGUUUGGCCAAGCGAGACUUGAUCUGCUUGUUGAACCCAAACGAAGCUGCCGCCGCUGCCGCUGCCAACAUCACCGCCACAUUGCCGCCGACUCCAUCGCUUCCGCCGAUCAUUCCCGUCGUGAACGUCACCAACCGCCGCCUUCAACCCGACGACACGCUGCAAGCCCGAUCCAACGAUGUGUUCUUCAUCAUCCAGAUCCUGAGUCGAAUCGCCGACUUUGAGCGGCUGGGGUCCACACAGCGGCAGUACUUCUCCCUAACCAUGCAUCACCUGUUUAGCGUGCAGCCGCUGCUGGCCAAACCGCCGCCGUCGCCGCCGCGCAUCCCCCACGGAUCCAUGAUGGAAUCGUUGCUGAGUGUGCUCGUGGCGGGCGUCGAAAGCGCGCUGGAAGCCGGGUUCCUUAGCAAGUUGCGCGACCAUAUUCUCACGCACCCGCACGACCCGCUCAAAGCGUACAGUGACAUGCUGGGUAUGUUUGAGCAAGCAUUGGUGGCAUUGGGCGGUCAGUUUCCCACCACGUGCGACACGGUUGCCGCCAUGGCCAAGCAACUCCACGUCGCAUUCUCAACUGUGAUUGGCCACAAACACAAAAGCCUGCUACCCGAGCACGAGUACGUCCCGGAAACCCCCCCCACGACCUUCCUCGAUUCGCUCUACAUGGGCAGGGAAUUUGCCUCGGCCGUCAUGUCGGCGCUCCACGUGCCCCAGUGGAGCCCCACGUCCCGCAACGUUCAAGGGGAUUUUUCCCCAUUGAGUGGCAAGUGGGCACGGCUGUCCCUGCAGUGCAGGACCCAGCCCCAGCACCAUCCGUCGUGGCUGUAUCGGUUGCUCACUGACGUGGCAUCGCGUACGUGGAGUAUCGACGACCGAGGCGAUGAAAUGCUGGUACGUUGUGUUUUCACCAAUCUCUAUCGACUUUGAAUAUAUAUAUAUGCAUGUGAUGAAGAAUUUAUAUAUAUAUAUAUAUGUAUGCUCUUCCCCACGCUUUUGUAUGCUCAAGAUAUGGUGUUUGGGUCUUUCCGUUUGGAGACUUUUCAUGAUAAUUAUAAGUGUGGGACUUUCCGAGGUAAAUAAACGCCUAAUUAUUGGCGACUACCCUGGUUAUAAUAGUAGGAUUCUAUGGACUGUUGUUGUAAUAUUGACCUUUGGCCCAAAAGGUGGACUUUUAUGUUGUUUUUGGCCAAAUUAUCUAUCGAUCGAGUCGUGUGGGAUGGUACUCAUACUAAUUGAAGUCACACACUAAUUCGACGUUGACUCUGGUGCAAUCGGAUGGACUCUUUCACUGAUUUUUUUGCUCUAUUAUUGUACAUUCCAGUUUCAACCCCACAAAUCUGUUGAUAUGGGUAGAUCUUGUGGCCUGGAAGUGUGGGGACGGCGCACUUGAUCCAUAAGCUCUGUGGCAAGCACCGGUUGUUAGCCCAGUCGCCGUACGGGUUGAGCAGUUCGUGCACUCAACUGAUUGGGUAUUUAGCCAAGCGCAAUUUCCAGGACAACACGGUGACACUGCAGUAUUAUUAUUGGCCGGCCGAGGCCUCGUCCAAGUUUAGAAAACGUCUCACCAGACACUUUCGAACACACCCCGAUGACCCGAAUUUACUGGAAAUCCACGUCGUGUUGGAGGUCUGCAAGCCGCCGACCGACCAACACGUGGCCAAGACCCCCAUGGAAAAGCUCAUGUUUCCAGCCGACUGGCAUGUGGAAUCCAGCUCCAUUGACACGUAUGCCAGGGCGGCCGCCGAGUAGUUCCAGUACUACUAGUGUAGCAGAGUAGUAGCAACUAUAGUAUUUUUUAAAGUAAUAUUUUAUAGAUAUCGUAUUUUAUUG